Molecule: messenger RNA, 2091 nt
Organism: Exophiala dermatitidis NIH/UT8656
Lineage: Eukaryota; Fungi; Ascomycota; Eurotiomycetes; Chaetothyriales; Herpotrichiellaceae
Exons: 7
Coding region: 1-2091 (696 amino acids)
Molecular function (GO): RNA binding
Source: RefSeq, a predicted model, not a curated record
AUGACUGCCCUUAGCGGUGGUGGCAUGGCUUCAAGCCCUCCCUCUGAGAACGGGACUGUUUCCUAUGGCACUCCUUCCACCGACCCGACCACCUUCACUCCCGAGGGUGGUGCUGCCACCAAGUCACUCAAGGAACGUGUCAAUCACGCUCGCAGCCAGGUCGCCCUCUAUCGAAACGACCCCCUUGAUGAUGUCUUCUUGAACGCUCCUAGCUCCGAUCGGGCCCUUGGUCGUCGUCAACUCUCCCCGACUGCAGAAGUCUUCUGCCCUACUGCCCCUCUUCGCGAGAAAGUCGGUGGUUCCGGCCGCCACGCUCUGACCUUCCAAGGUCGUGUGCAUGCUGUCAAUGUCUACAAGGCAGUAGUUGUCCCUCCUGUCGAAGUCCCGCAUGGAAGCGUAAGCGCCCUUCUCAAGGGCAGUGCCCCGGAACGCAAGGCCAUUGCUCUAACCCCUGAGCAGGCUCAUCCUGUUGUCCCAGGAGUCAUCGGAGGCCCAGUCGUCCCAGGCCCAGUCGUCCCGCGAUCGGAGUUGAAGCUCAGCAACUUCGCUGGUGUCAAGAUCCAAGACGUCCACUUCGCUUACGGCAUCUUCAGCACCGAUGAGAACACCGCCCGUGCCUUCAUCGUCAGCGGUGUUCCAGAGCAGUAUCGUUCUGUUGACUUUAUUGUCUCUGCCUUUCCGACUUCGUCCUUCCCUUCGUUGAGAACCAUCAAUGCUUCCCAGUUGGUCAGCAAUGGUUUCUUCACUCUGUCCUUUGCCGACGUUCGUCAAGCCAAGAAGGCGCACGAAGUCUGCACUUCCCUGAUCCCAUUGGCUCGUGUCUUCCCAUUGUCUCCCAAGGCAUUGGCCAUCGACGAGGGCAAGGACCCAUUGAUGGUCAGUGACUUCGAAGGUCAAGUCGUCGUCACUGUGUACUUCAACGGCUACGCCCAUUUCAACGGAAAAGCAAAGGACGCCGCUGCCAUCAUUGGCGAGAUGCAGAACAUGCUCACUCAGUGUGGUGACAUCAAGGCAUUCCACGCCAUGGCCCCGACUCAGGCCCACGUUCGAGAGUUUCGUGUCGAGUUCUUCGAUGUUGAUGUGGUCGACGCUGUCAAGGAGAAGAUGAGUGGUUUCGUCACCGAGCAUGGCACUGUCAUGGAUGCGGAGGCCUUCAAGCCAGACGUUCGUCCUGUCAUGUCUCCCCGUUCUGGGUCUGUGAGCCCUCGUGAACAGCUUUCCAUCACCGGUCGCUCAACUGUUCCGGUCGAUCCUGACUAUGAUCGUCUGGCUGGUGUCAUUCAGCGUGAAGCUCUUCGCAGUGGUCGUCGUAUCAACCAGAGCGCCAAUCACAAUGCUAUUGACAUUGCUCGCAUCCAGGCUGGCAUUGAUGUUCGCACUACCAUCAUGUUGCGCAAUAUCCCCAAUCGCGUUGACCAGGGCAUGCUCAAGAAGCUCCUGGAUUCCACUUCUCAUGGUCGUUACGACUUCAUGUACCUUCGCAUUGACUUUGCCAACAAUUGCAAUGUCGGAUACGCCUUCAUCAACUUUCUCGAUGCUCAGUCCAUCAUUCCGUUCGUUCUUGCCCGUGCUGGAAAGCGCUGGAACUGCUUUGCUUCUGACAAGGUUGCGGAAGUCUCCUAUGCCACCAUCCAAGGCAAGGACUGCCUCGUCCAGAAGUUUCGCAACUCUUCCGUCAUGCUUGAGCAUCCGUCGUUUCGUCCCAAGCUCUUCAUUGCUGGCAAUGUUCCCAACGCCGGCAGCGAGGAACGCUUCCCUGGCCCUGACAAUGCUUCCAAGAUGCGUCGAUCGGUGGAGAAUGCGGAACAUGUCGGUCUGUUUGUCCUUCCAUCGCCUCCUCCGGCUAGAGGCAGCCGUCCCUAUGGCAAAUCUGGCAUGAGACUGUCAUCCCGCAACCCCUAUGGAGGCAAAGGUCGUCGUCGUGUUGGCCACUAUCUUCCUCCUGCACGUGCCACUGCAAACUCCCCAGGAAGAUUCUCAUCGGAUGAAGGCACCCCUCGUGUUAUCACCAACUUCAACGCUGUCAAUGUCAAUAGUCCUUAUGACCCUUUUGCCGGCACCCCAGCCCGAUUUCCGGCUUUUCGCGCCUAG